Molecule: messenger RNA, 1335 nt
Organism: Penicillium psychrosexuale
Lineage: Eukaryota; Fungi; Ascomycota; Eurotiomycetes; Eurotiales; Aspergillaceae
Exons: 4
Coding region: 1-1335 (444 amino acids)
Biological process (GO): U6 snRNA 3'-end processing
Cellular component (GO): nucleus
Molecular function (GO): 3'-5'-RNA exonuclease activity
Source: RefSeq, a predicted model, not a curated record
AUGUCCCUAGUACAGUAUUCUGAUUCAGAAUCCGACUCGGAAUCUAGAUCUUCUCUUCGCCCGGCCAAGAAACCUUGCCGCAACAUCAAUCAAGGUCCAUCGCUGCCGCCCCUACCUGCAUCAUUCCAUAGCCUCUAUGCCUCGAGCACACGUGUGAGUGUGCAAGAUGAUCCCAGCCUUCAUGGCGGCCGAAAACGCAUAAUCCCUCAUGUGGAAGGAAACUGGCCAACACAUCUUUACCUCGAAUGGUACCCGGGGAAAGACGAGCUAUCGCUCCUUGCAGAUGUCAUCUCUCAGGCUGGAUAUGUGGCAAAGGAAAAGGCACCCGUAGUGCACAGUCUUCUCCACAGCGAUCUCGGUGCUCAGCUACCCCUUCAUAUCAGCCUAUCUCGGCCGGUGAUUCUUCGCACCGAGCAACGUGCCUUGUUCACUGAGGCGCUAGAAAAGGCUAUUCAUGCCUCGCAUGUUCUAUCAUUUCAUGUCCAACCAGAUACUUUAUAUUGGUCAUCCAAUUAUGAAAAGACACGUUGGUUUCUCGUCUUGGGCGUGCGGAGACCGAGCUAUGAUGGUCUGAACCGCCUCCUGAAGCUGUCAAAUGAGACUCUCGCUCGCUUCGGGCAGCCGCCACUUUAUGCAACCUCUUCGACUCAAGGGCAACAGACCAGUGCAUCCCUCCGUGAUAGGAGCAGCAGUCAGGAGCGCGAGGAUUUCUCGGGGUGCUUCCAUAUCUCACUUGCUUGGCGUCUGUCAGAGCCUAGUCCGAAGGAAUGUGAACUGGUAGCCAAGAUAGAUUUGCAAACUUUGCGGGAGAUCCAGGUUGGAUUCGAUUGUGUUAAAGCAAAGAUUGGGAAUAUUGAUGACCUCCAAGCCUUCCAAUCUAAGCACUUCCCUGGCCAACAGCUGGCUGUGUUUCCCCAAGAAAAUGACCAGACCACAGACGACGAUCUCGGAUACUACCCAGACGGAGUGAAGCGUACGCUCACAGAUGAGCAGAUUCGGAUCUUCAGACACAGUGAAGUUCAUGCUCUUCUGCGAGCGAGGCAGCUCCAGAACGAUGAGGCGCAAUACCAAUCUCGGAUGCAGUCAUCUCUAGAUGAUGGAUCAAAGGGUAAACUAGAAACUGUACCUGAAAAGCGACCUCUAGACACAGAGUCUCAGAUCCAAGGCGGUGAUCAGAAGCGGCUGCAGUCACAGAAGGGGUCUAAGCAACAUACUCCAGAAGACAUGUCUUCUAAGCUGGACUACGGGGAUGACUCGGAUCAAACACAAAUGUCAAAGCCACCAAUGUCACAGACGCCAUACCAAGGUCGCAGGAUUAUCUCCUACAAUGACUGA